CUCAUACUCGCGCUACCAUUCCCAUUUCACUCCCACCAACAAGGAACCCCUCGUCAACACCUGUGCGCACAUCCUUCAAACCACAAGGUGUCAUGAAUAUCACAAGCUCAAUAGUCUCGGAACGAGAUCGGGGUCUCUUGGGAGGAGACUACAAUGCCUACCACGCUCAAGCAACCCGGAAAAUCCACAAUUUGCGCCGACGACUUGGUGCUGUCAACCGUGGCCGAAAAUAUACACCAAAAUCCCCAGUGACCGCAGAGAAUGUUGCAAAGAACGCAGAAUGGGUACAACUCCUCCUUGCCAACUCCGAGCGAGCAUGGGCGAGUGCCAUGACCAUGAAGUCGGCGCAAUCGGCAGAAAACACACAGAAACCCAUGCCGGGUACAACAAAACGUCAGAUAGCUUCACGACUGCGAAGAGCCAUCACCUAUGCAGAGAAUUUGGUUAUUGUUCUGCAAGAUCGAGGUACAACCGGCGCAACAGAAUUGGACGAUCUAGAGGCUCGGGCUUAUCUGUCCAUGCUGCGAGGCAGUCUGGCUUUCGAGAAAGGACGAUGGCAAGCGUGUGUGGAAGACUACUCCCUGCCACAGAUCAUAUACACUGCGCUCGCUCGGACAUCCAAAACCGACCUCUAUAAAGAUCUUUUGUCUGGCAUUGUCGAACCCAGCAUUCGAUAUGCCGCAUAUCAAUUGAAAAUGCCGCGCACAAAGGCCGUCAAUGAGAUCGCCAUCGAAAAUUUCCCCAACUCCGAGGCCAACAUACGCAAAGAGGUGGAAAACAUCAACCCACAAGCGUUUGUAUCUCUGACCGAUGCCGCUCCGACCAGCCAGGGCCCCAAGGAAAUCCCUUCAGCCAUUUCCUGGCGAAGCCGCAAUGUCAAGCUUGAAGACGCCAACAUCUCGCAAGCUCUAGGCUUAUCCAAAGAACGAGAAGACGAACUCUCCAUAUCCUACAAGUCUUUCCGAGAAGGAACACUGAGCGCCAAGGAUCUCGCGACCGCAUACGAGGGGGUCAUCACAGCCUGCCAGGACGCCGCCGAUGCCACCAAAUCCGCCAUCGAUGAGCUCGCCGGUGAAGGUGUCGACCCGGGCGACACACGCAUGCAAUCUCUUCAGAUCACUCGCACUGCAGUCAAUUACGCCGUCAUCGAAUGGCGCAUCGGCCGCAACCGCGUCCUUUGCGGUACUGACGAUGGCCUGGUGUUUGAAUCCGAGAAAACCAGACGAUCACUCAAACCACGAAAGGACGGCAAACCGCGCGAAGUCAAGGCAGAAAGUGCUGGCCGCAAGAUCUCCCGCCUCCGCGAGCGUGUAGCCCUCUACGACUCCACUCUACAAAGUCUGGACGCCGUCAAAGAACUUCCCGGCGUCAUUGCCGACACCUCGUUCGUCCAGGAACUCGACGCAAAGAGAGCAUAUUUCCGCUCUCUCAAAUGUCUCGCCAUCGGCCGCUCGCACGCAAUCAACGACCAGAUCAUCAACGCACUAGCCCUGUACGCGCGGGCUCUCGACCUCGCUCAGAGUGCAUCAUCAACGCUCAAGGACGACACUACUCCCGCCAAGACGCCGCCCAAACUCGACGUCUCACCUUCCGAUCUGUCCGGCGCAGUCGCAACACUGUCCAAACUAGUCAUCCAGUACCGCGCCCUAGCCGACCUGAAAUCCCAAACUCGCUCGCCGUCGUCGCAACCAUCCACGGAACAGUCCGCAAACCAGGCCGUCAAACCUGCGCCGCUGGUCGAAAGACUCACACGCAACGAAUAUCUCGAGAAUGUCGACUUGACCAACCUGGUCAAUUGUCCACCCCGACUGCGCCCUGUGCCCGUCAAGCCGCUCUUCUUCGACCUUGCGUGGAAUUAUAUCGUGUAUCCGAGCCAGAAAGCGAGUUUGGAAAAGGAAGGGCCCGCUGCAGCAGUGAAUGGAGGACACGAGUCGGAGAAAGCAGCUGCCGCGGAGAAGCAAGAGGAUCAGAAGCCUGCGAAGAAAGGGUGGUUCGGGUUCGGACGAUAGAGUCGUUGGAGCUUGAGUCUAGCCUCAUGAAUGUCGAUGUCACAAGCCGUCAAAAAAGCAUGUUGCCGUGGGCAGCGAAGUCGUGAGCAGCGUAGUGCACUGGCUAUGUUGUCGUGAGCAGCACUUUGCAGUGGCUACGUUGUGAUUAUGUGAAGCAGUGAAGAAGAUGUUGUGGGAAGAAGAUGGGUCAUCUCAAAGCAGUUCAGUGGGAUGAGGUUGCCAUAGUCAACGGAAAUUCUCUGCCCAUGAACGAUAUCAGAGUAAUGUGAGAGUACCACGGAGAAGGUGGUCCAGCAGGCCCAAGACAGAAAGGAAAUAAAUCAGAAAAAGAUUCAUACAUCG
This is a messenger RNA of Exophiala xenobiotica, 2351 nucleotides long. RefSeq lists its product as uncharacterized. Gene Ontology annotation, biological process: SRP-dependent cotranslational protein targeting to membrane. Gene Ontology annotation, cellular component: signal recognition particle, endoplasmic reticulum targeting. Lineage: Eukaryota; Fungi; Ascomycota; Eurotiomycetes; Chaetothyriales; Herpotrichiellaceae. Gene Ontology annotation, molecular function: 7S RNA binding; signal recognition particle binding; endoplasmic reticulum signal sequence receptor activity. Bases 93 to 2009 code for a protein of 638 amino acids. The transcript is spliced from 2 exons. The record is from RefSeq and is a predicted model, not a curated record.